AUGUUCACAGGUCUUGUUGAGAUCAAAGGAGUUGUCUCCGACAUCAAACUCGACAGUCAAUAUGGUGCCACUCUCACCAUCAGCAAUGCCUCCUCAAUCCUCGGAGACUGCGGACUCGGCGACAGCAUUUCCGUAAACGGUAUCUGCCUUACAGUCACAACCUUCACGGAGGAUAGUUUUACAGUUGGUUGCGCUCCAGAAACUCUUCGUCGUACAAACGUCGGCUCUCUACAAGUCAACUCCGAAGUCAAUCUCGAACGCGCCGUUUCUGCGAACACACGUAUGGGAGGACAUUUCGUACAAGGACAUGUGGAUACUGUCGCAGAGCUGAUCAAGAGAGAAGAGGAUGGAGAGGCUUUAACCCUGAGAUUGAAGCCCAGAGACAAACAAGUGAUGAGAUAUAUUGUAGAGAAGGGAUAUGUCACGCUUGACGGAGCCAGCUUGACGAUUACCAAGGUUGAUGAGGAAUGGUUUGAGAUUAUGUUGAUCGCAUAUACCCAAACGAAAAUAGUCACAGCUCUCAAGAAAGAAGGAGAAUAUAUCAACGUCGAGGUGGAUCAAAUUGGCAAAUACAUUGAGAGAGCUGUGGAGGGAUAUUUCGCCCAAGGAACCGGUGGAGAUAUUGCCAUCUUGGAAAAAAUGGUGGAGCGCAUUGUUGAGGCAAAGCUAGCAAAGCUUUCCGGAAAUUAAUGUGGCCUCUUUGCUCCGUAGGAUACCCAGAAUUAACACAAGGGCUAUACCCAUUUUUCGCCACCUGAAAAAAAUUAGAGUUUAAAAAGCUUUUCUUGUUAUAUGGGACGUUGAUCUGCGGGUAAAAACUAAGAUCUCAAAGUCCUUAACACGCACAAAACUUCAAUUCUGGGAUAUGAUAUAUCUGCAGUGUUCUCUUCAAUAAACAUAAGCCCCAAGCCAGAUAUUCAACGCGAACCCUAAGAGUUCGGAUCAAGCGGUAAAGAGUCUGUCAGUGCAGUGGCAGCAUAUUUCCGCAGGAACUCUCCUUACUCUUCCACACAAAAGCCCUUCAAUUGAGGGAUUUUUGAUGUC
This is a messenger RNA of Botrytis sinoallii, 1044 nucleotides long. RefSeq lists its product as uncharacterized. Lineage: Eukaryota; Fungi; Ascomycota; Leotiomycetes; Helotiales; Sclerotiniaceae. The record is from RefSeq and is a predicted model, not a curated record. Gene Ontology annotation, molecular function: riboflavin synthase activity. Gene Ontology annotation, biological process: riboflavin biosynthetic process. The transcript has 2 exons. The coding region runs from base 1 to 690 and encodes 229 amino acids.